CCUGCACCAGACAGACACCGAGACAGAGGAAGAGGAGAAGCAGACAGAUAUUUGAAGUUAGUGAACAGUGGAUGAAACCAGGCCCAAGCUCCAGGAGUCUGUCUCCCCCCUCUUCUUUCUUUACCUAUUCACCCACCACCACUCCCCGGAUACUCCCCCCACCUUCACGUCCCUGUCGCGGUCGCCACCAGCCGCAGUCUGCUCGCAGCGGUUCGGCGAACAUCUACCGAUGAGUCCCGGCGGCUGCAUCCGGAGCCUCACACCCGCGUCACGGUGCAGUAGCGGGGACAAGCGCGGAUCCGCUGCUCCCAGGGAGCGGCGCGAGCGAGAGAGUUGGUUUUCUCUUUUUCUUCUCAAUUCCUCGAAGGUAAAAACAAUGACACAGCGCUUGUUGGCAGCUAUUUCUUCCCGGCUCGUAUGAGGAAGCCGUUCCCGGGCUAACGGUCGGGUCUCCGGGGCUGCACUCCAGCUUACACCGGGCAGAGGUACUUUGCUGAACUGCUGACAUUUCACAACAAGAAUCAGAGACAGGUUGGAUUCAGUAGCUUUCGGACCACGUCAUAUUUCACCGGAGGACCACCGGUUGAACAGAAACACAGAGCAGCUGAUUUCCUUCGCACGCGCGCCGCAGGAAAACAUUUCCGUCAACAACUGGACGUCUUUCCUCGGCGACAUGGUGGUCUUCAACGGGCAGCUGAAGAUUAAAAUCUGCGAGGCGCUGGACCUAAAACCCACGGCUUGGUCCCUGCGUCACGCCGUGGGUCCGAAGACCCAGAUCUUCCUCCUGGACACGUACAUCGCCCUGAACGUGGACGACUCGCGCGUGGGUCAGACCUCCACCAAGCAGAAGACCAACAGCCCCAUGUGGAACGACGAGUUCAUGACUGAGGUCAUCGACGGCAGAAGGAUAGAGCUGUCUGUCUUCCAUGACGCACCCAUCGGCUACGACGACUUCGUGGCCAACUGCAUCAUCCAGUUUGAGGACAUCCUGCACAGCGGCAGCAAGCACUACGAGAACUGGAUAGAUCUGGAGCCGGAGGGGAGAGUCUUUGUUGUUAUCGACUUAUCAGGAUCUUCCAGUGAAGAGGCGGGCUCUGCCAACAAUGAGGAGCGGGUUUUCCGACAGAGAAUGCGACCCAGGAAGCGGCAGGGGGCUGUUCGGCGCAGGGUCCACCAAGUCAAUGGGCACAAGUUCAUGGCCACUUACCUGAAGCAGCCCACCUACUGCUCUCACUGCAGGGACUUCAUCUGGGGCGUUUUAGGAAAACAAGGUUACCAGUGUCAAGUUUGUACCUGUGUGGUCCAUAAGCGCUGCCAUGAGCUCAUCAUUACCAAGUGUGCAGGAAUGAAGAAGCAGGACGACACAGUCGGAGAACAAGUUGGGUCUCAGAGGUUCAGUGUUAACGUCCCGCACAAGUUUAGCAUCCACAACUUUAAAGUUCUGACCUUCUGUGACCACUGCGGCUCCCUGCUAUGGGGCCUGCUGCGACAGGGACUCCAGUGUAAAGUAUGUAAAGUGAACGUACACAGGCGAUGCGAGAGCAACGUCGCUCCGACAUGUGGAGUGGACGCCAGAAGAAUUGCAACCGUCCUCUCAGAUCUUGGAUUGACACCAGAUAAAAUUUCCAACAGCGCCCAGAGACGGAAAAAGCUUCCUCAGGCUCAGGAUCCUCAGCAGCUGCCAUCAGAGCCACAUCAGACAGAGGAGGACCACUCGAGGUCCGCCCCCGCCUCUCCAUGUGACCAAGAUGUGAAGGAGCUGGAGAACAUCCGGAAAGUUCUGUCCUUUGACCACCGUGGAGAGGAGCACAAAGCACACCCUCUGUCCUUGCCAUCAUCAGUAGUGACAGUGGGAGAAAGAGGUGCAGGGGGCGUCGAUGGAAAUGGGGUAAAGAAAGAGAGAAACCAGGAGAAUGGCGAGGUCAAAGGUCACAGUACUUCUGAGAUAAAAAGGAUGAACCUGCACGACUUCCUGUUCAUAAAGGUGCUGGGGAAAGGAAGCUUCGGAAAGGUGAUGCUGGCCGAGCUGAAGGGCACCGACGAGGUGUUUGCCAUCAAAGUGCUGAAGAAGGAUGUGAUCUUGCAGGACGACGACGUGGACUGCACCAUGACGGAGAAGAGGAUCCUGGCACUAGCCAGGAAGCACCCGUACCUGACCCAGCUCUUCUGCUGCUUCCAGACUAAAGACCGUCUGUUCUUCGUGAUGGAGUACGUUAAUGGAGGCGACCUGAUGUUCCAAAUCCAGCGGUCUAGAAAGUUUGACGAGAUGCGCUCCCGAUUCUACGCGGCUGAGGUCACGUCUGCGCUGAUGUUCCUGCACCAGCAUGGAGUCGUUUACAGAGACCUGAAGUUGGACAACAUCCUGCUGGAUGCAGAUGGUCACUGCAAAUUGGCGGACUUUGGGAUGUGCAAGGAAGGAAUCCUGAAUGGAGUCACCACCACCACCUUCUGCGGGACGCCAGACUACAUCGCACCAGAGAUCCUUCAGGAGCUGGACUAUGGUCCGUCGGUGGACUGGUGGGCUCUGGGGGUUCUGAUGUACGAGAUGAUGGCGGGACAGCCGCCGUUUGAGGCUGAUAACGAAGACGACCUGUUCGAGUCUAUCUUGCAUGACGACGUCCUCUACCCGGUGUGGCUCAGCAAGGAGGCUGUGUCCAUUCUGAGAGCGUUCAUGACGAAAAGUCCGAACAAGCGUCUGGGCUGUGUGACAGCACAAGGCUGUGAGGAUGCCAUCAAGCUCCAUCCGUUCUUCAGAGAAAUCGACUGGAUACUGCUGGACCAGAGGAAGAUCAGGCCGCCGUUUAAACCUCGUAUUAAAACCAAAAGGGACGUCAAUAACUUUGACCAGGAUUUUACACGUGAAGAACCUGUCCUGACGCCUGUGGAUGACAGCAUCAUCAAACAGAUCAACCAAGAUGAAUUCAAAGGAUUCUCCUACUUCGGAGAUGAAACAUCUUAGAUUACCGACAUGCUGGAUCUCAACUACUCCAGGAAUUAUACUAGUGUCUUCACUACAAAUCCUGUGCUUUUGUUUGGCCAUUCAUACAUACAAACUAAAACUGUACACUUCAGAAGCAUGAGGCAGGUGUAUGCAUGCAUCUUCAGAGAGACGCUCAUUCCUUCACACAAUGUGACAUGUCCUGUAUCUGCCUUUAAAGAAUGUUUGAUGUUUUUUUUUUCUCUUGAAACAUUUCUGAAUGGCAAAACUAUGAAUGAAUGAUUGUAUUGAAAGCAAAAAAGUGCUUUAUUCCCUGACAAAUGAAGCGAGGAAAGAAGGAGAAGUUACUUUUAGUCAAAGCAAGAAAAGAAAUGUUAGGAAGAGGCACCAAGUCCUCAACAUUUGCAUUGCUAAGCUUCAAUUUUAGUCCAGCUGUUUUUUUUUUUUUUUUGAAGCAAAGAAUGGAGAAAAAGCAAAAAUGAUGGUGUGGCGGAUUAGGGCCAUCAAAUAUAUAUAAUUCCCUUCUCAUCCACCGUGGGUGCUUCUUAUCCUCUGAGCUCGGGUCCUCUACCAGAGGCCUGGGAGCUUGAGGGUUCUGCGCAGUAUCUUGGCUGUGCCAAGGACUGCACAUUUCUGGACUGAGAUGUCUGAUGUUGUUCCUGGGAUCUGUUGUAGCCACUGCUCCAGUUUGGGG
Poeciliopsis prolifica (blackstripe livebearer) is the source of this 3632-nucleotide messenger RNA. Its product is annotated as protein kinase C epsilon type-like. Gene Ontology annotation, molecular function: ATP binding; diacylglycerol-dependent serine/threonine kinase activity. The record is from RefSeq and is a predicted model, not a curated record. Lineage: Eukaryota; Metazoa; Chordata; Actinopteri; Cyprinodontiformes; Poeciliidae. Bases 674 to 2959 code for a protein of 761 amino acids. Gene Ontology annotation, biological process: protein phosphorylation. The transcript has 15 exons.